Molecule: messenger RNA, 312 nt
Organism: Clunio marinus
Lineage: Eukaryota; Metazoa; Arthropoda; Insecta; Diptera; Chironomidae
Source: the annotation of a GenBank genome assembly
AUGAGUCGUUGUUGCGAUUGUGGGGCUGAAAUGGAACCAACGCCAAUGUUGAUGCCGGAAGGUUUUGGCAUUCGCCUGUUGUUCUAUUCAAUGCCAUUAAGAGAACAUCUGAAGAGCAUCGUGAAAACUCCCAGGCAACGAGGUUGGAUUUGUGACCAAGAAAAAAGAAAAGAAAACUUAAAGAUAGAAACAUUUGCAAUGGGAUUUCUUAAAUGGAUCUUACGUAAUUUGAUUGCAAGAUUUAGUUUGAUCCCCUGCUUUCGAGACGAGAGCAUACCUCAUGCAAUAAAAUUCAGAGAUUUUAGAGGGUGA